Molecule: messenger RNA, 2096 nt
Organism: Solanum lycopersicum (tomato)
Lineage: Eukaryota; Viridiplantae; Streptophyta; Magnoliopsida; Solanales; Solanaceae
Product: alpha/beta hydrolase domain-containing protein VTE7-like
Molecular function (GO): catalytic activity
Source: RefSeq, a predicted model, not a curated record
UCUUUUAGUGGGUGUGAAGCUGAUUUCCGUUGUUUUCGAUGUGUUUGAAGUAUUGGAAUCAAUGGGUGUGAAAUCUGUACUUUUUGUUGAAAUGGGUUUGUGCUGAUUGGUUAAAAAAUCGUUUCUUUUGAUAAAUUUAGGAUCUAAUAUCAGUAGAUUAAGACUUGCAUCAUGCAUGCAAGAUCUUAUGGAUGGGGUAAAGGUUGGGGUAAUGUUUGUUUUCAUCCUAUACUGGCCGGACUUUAUUUGCGGAAUUACACUGAGUUUGUUGCUGUUGUUGGUGGUGGUGGUGGCAGCGGUGAUCGUGGUCGUAUCACCUUGUGUGCACGGGGUACUUACUACCUCUCGCGUGUGUAUUGGAUAAUUUUGUGACUUUGGCAAAUGGGAUGUUAUGAUGUCUAUGCCUGAGGAUGUCAGACAUGGAUGGGGUGUGUGUUGGAGGACAAGGAGGAGUGGAUAACCACUUAUGGAACUCGUUUUUGUAGUGAAAAUAUUUUCCUAAAAUUUUAACCAACCAAAUAUGGAAAAUUGGAAAAGGGAAAACAUGUGAAAGUUUUACAGAUAUGACAGGAAGAAGUGUUGGAUGUUGGGAAGGAGAGAAUACUUUCUAUUUGGUCAUGGUUGUUUAGGAAUACGGCAGAUGUGCAUCCAAGAUUUUGAGACUGGUAAACUUUUCAAAGGGUUGUGUCAUGAGUAGUUGUGUGAAGCCAAAAGAACAGAAAGAGGCCAAUCCAGUUGUACUUCUCCAUGGUUUUGAUAGCACAUGUUUAGAGUGGAGGUACACGCUUCCAUUGCUUGAGGAGGCUGGUUUGGAGACCUGGGCAGUUGAUAUCCUUGGAUGGGGUUUCUCUGAUCUAGGAAGGCUUCCUUCGUGUGAUGUAGCUUCCAAGCGUGAUCAUCUUUACCAGCUGUGGUCUACCUACAUUAAGAGGCCAAUGGUGCUUGUCGGUCCGAGUCUUGGAUCUGCUGUUGCUAUUGACUUCUCUGUCCACUAUCCAGAAGCUGUGGAUAGGCUGGUUUUAAUAGAUGCAAGUGUUUAUGCGGAAGGUACAGGAAAGCUCGCAACAUUACCCAAAGCAGUAGCUUAUGCUGGGGUCUACUUGUUGAAAAGCAUACCACUUCGCUUAUGUGCAAUAUCAUUGGCUUUCAAUGGCUUACCAUUAAGUACAUGUAUAGACUGGACUAAUAUAGGUCGUUUACAUUGUUUAUUACCUUGGUGGGAGGAUGCUACAGUGAAUUUCAUGAUCAGCGGAGGUUACAACGUCAUUGAUCAGAUAAAGCAUGUCAAGCAAAAAACACUAAUUAUAUGGGGCGAAGAUGAUCAGAUUAUUGACUACAAGCUUGGAGUGCGAUUGCAUUGUGAAAUUCCAAGUGCGAAGCUACGCCAAAUACCCCAGUGUGGCCAUAUUCCUCAUGUGCAGAAGCCUGAUGUUGUCUCUAGGUUGAUCACGGAAUUUGUUCAGUCUGAUCAAUCACAAAGGACGAAACCUAACACUGUCUCCACCAUCUCUUUUCCUGUGAUUACUGGUACUUGUAAAAGCGGAUGUUUAGCAUAUCCAAAUUGACUUUCUGGUUCAACAUAGUGAUGAGGUUUGUUUGCCAGCUUCAAUGAUGAACUAUGAUUUCAUUCUUUAAGCAAUGUCGGCAAUAUUACCAACAUAGGGAAGGUGCUUUGGCGUCCAGUUCCAGUGUAACAAACUGAACACUUGAGCAAUCAGCUAACUACUUCAGCAUUCUGGUACAUAUUUCUUUCAGUUUUACUUCAAUACCCAGAGCUAGAGUUUAUCGCCAGUGAGGCAUAGCCUGGAUAAGCCUUAGUAGGCUGAGUUACUCAAAACCUUUGCUGGUUGGAGGUAGCAGCUGAGGGAAUAUUCGAGGAGCACGCAAGCUGGCAAACGCCAUAGUUAUGAUUUUUUUUAGCUUGGGGCAGUUGUGAACUUUUGUUGUGUAAUAUUCUCUUAAAUUAUCUUAGUUGAGGCAUACUGUUAGAUGGGAAGUUAGUUGAAUGAUAUAUGUUACUAGUAUUUGUCAUCUUUUUGUUAAAAGAAUAAGCUUUUCUGCACUAAUGGUUGCAUGGUUUCCUAUUUUUUGUGCCA